AUGGGUGGUGCAGCUCCAACAUCUUCGCCCAACGGCGUGACCGUCGGAGCUACAAAGCUCUUGUCAAAGGCCAACGUCCGUCCCAUCGUCUUCUGCUCUCUCGCAGUCGUCGGUGCUAUUCUCUACGGCUACGACGGUACCUACUUCACGGGUAUCCUCGAGAUGGAUCGCUUCAAACGCGACUUUGGUGUCGUCACCGCCGACGGCAAGUACGAGAUCCCAGCUAGCGACCAGUCGCUCUACGCUUCCAUCGUACAGGCUGGUGAGGUCGUCGGAUCCCUGAUCGCAGCGCCUCUCGGAGACUACUUUGGUCGCCGAGGCGGUUUCUUCGGUGCCUGCUCGCUUGUCGCCCUCGGUGUCGUCCUGCAACUUGUCACUGUCGGUUCCAAGGCCCUCCUCACGCUUGGUCGAGCCCUCUUGGGAAGCGGAGUUGGCGUCAUCAGCAACUGCACACCGCUUUACCUCUCCGAGAUCGCUCCGACAGCUAUCCGUGGUGCCAUCGUCUCAUCGUGGCAGCUCAUGCUCGCCAUCGGUCAGGUGAUCGGUGCGUGCAUUGCUCAAGGAACCAAGGACAUCGACUCAACGUGGUCCUACCGCAUCCCCAUCAUCUUCAACCUGUUCUUCGUCGCCAUCCUCGUCGGUGCUCAGUUCAUCAUUCCCGAAUCGCCUCGAUGGCUCAUCCAGAAGAACCGUGAUGAAAAGGCACUCGCCUCGCUCAAGCGUGUCAACAAGGGACAGCACGACGACGUGCGCGACAAGGUCAUCGCUCUCGAGUACAACGCUUUCCGACAGGCGCGCGCCGACGAGCUUGAACUCUCUGGUGAAGGUGGUUGGAAGUCGCUCAUGCACGGUGUCGAGCUGCGCAAAUUUGCCUGCGUGUUGGGCAUCUUGAUUGGACAGCAGAUCGGAGGUGUUCAAUUCAUCUUUUCGUACACGGUCACGUUCAUGACUGCCGUCGGUCUCAAGGAUGCCUUUAUCAUCACCAUCAUUGUCGACGUCAUCGAGGUGGUGGGCGUGUUGUGCUCGUUCCUUCUCGUCAACCGUUUCGGUCGCCGUCCUUUGCUCCUGUGGACCUCGGUGCCCAUGUUCAUCGCACUCUUUGUCGUUGCUGGUAUCGGCACCAAGGGCCUGCCUCCUCGUGGCGAGUCGCUGCCCUGGCCAGGUGUCAUCACCGUCACUCAAGGUCGCACCAUCGCCGCCAUGAUCUGCAUCUACGUCUUCUUCUUCAACCUGGCAUGGGGUCCUCUCGCGUGGGUCGUGGCCUCCGAGCUGGCCGUCGGCAAGAAUCGCAGCAAGAUCAUGUCGGUCGGCACCGCCUGUUUCUGGAUCAUCGCAUGGGCUGUCACCUUUACCCUGCCAUACCUCUUCUACAACGCAGGUCUUGGCGCUCAGAUCGGUUGGAUCUACGGCGUAGGCACACUCAUCGCUAUGACGUUCGUCUACUUUUACAUCCCCGAGACAUUCGGUCGCUCGCUCGAGGAGAUCAACGAGAUGCUCGAGGCUCGUGUACCUACACGCAAGUGGACCACCUACAUGACGCAGCAGGAACGUCUGCUUAUCGACCAGAGUCGUCAGAUGGACGACGACGACUCGCCCGUCGGUACCAAACCAAGCGACCUUUCGCCAACGGCAUCGAACGCCGAUGACAAGAAGGUGGGCGCUGGCACACAGACGCAAGACCGUAACCCGACAAAGCUGGGCACUUCUGACGUCGAGAGUGCAUAA
Pseudozyma hubeiensis SY62 is the source of this 1725-nucleotide messenger RNA. Its product is annotated as potential hexose transporter. Bases 1 to 1725 code for a protein of 574 amino acids. The record is from RefSeq and is a predicted model, not a curated record. The transcript has a single exon. Gene Ontology annotation, molecular function: carbohydrate:proton symporter activity. Gene Ontology annotation, biological process: carbohydrate transport; transmembrane transport. Gene Ontology annotation, cellular component: membrane. Lineage: Eukaryota; Fungi; Basidiomycota; Ustilaginomycetes; Ustilaginales; Ustilaginaceae.